Molecule: messenger RNA, 1152 nt
Organism: Amaranthus tricolor (Joseph's coat)
Lineage: Eukaryota; Viridiplantae; Streptophyta; Magnoliopsida; Caryophyllales; Amaranthaceae
Exons: 3
Coding region: 1-1152 (383 amino acids)
Molecular function (GO): nucleic acid binding
Source: RefSeq, a predicted model, not a curated record
AUGCAGAAGCUGCUGUCUGCUUUAAAUAAGAAGGGCACACCAAUGUUAGGCACAAUCAAUGCACUUGCGACUGAGUUUCAAGUGUGUAGGAAAACAAUCACACGUUUGUGGAAUGAAGUGAAAAAGCAGAUCACGAAUAACAACACAGUGUUUAACCUCAACAGCAAGAGAGUGGGCAGAGAAGCAGCAAACAAAAUCAAAUUUGAUAAAGAAAAGUUUAAGGCCAUUAAAUAUGAACACAAGUGUACUCAGCAUUCAGUGGCAAAGCAGAUGGAGGUGUCACAAACAACGGUGUGUAGGUGGAAGAAGAACAAAGUCAUAAGAAAGCACACAAACGCAAUCAAACCGACUUUGAGUGAAAACAACAAGCUACACAGGUUAAGCUUUGCAUUAUCUAAAUGUGAAUAUGAUGAACAAAAUGAUGCAUUCAAGUUUAAGCCUUAUACUGACGUUGUUCACAUAGAUGAAAAACAUUUCUAUCUAACCCGAGAGACACAAACUUAUUACCUAGCUACGGUUGAAGUAGAACCACAUAGAGAGUGUCAAUCUAAGAGGUUUAUUCCCAAAAUCAUGUUCAUGUGUGCUGUCGCAAAGCCAAUAUUUACAACUAAUGGUGAUGUCUUUUUUGAUGGUAAGAUAGGAAUAUGGCUAUUUAUUACACAGGAACCAGGAAAAAGAACCUCGAAGAACAGGAAGAGUGGAGAGUUGGAAACAAAGCCAAUACAGUCAAUAACGAAAGAGCACAUUAGAGCAAUGCUUAUAACUAAUGUGUUACCAACCAUAAGAGCAAAAUGGCCUCAAGGUUUGUCAAGACACAUUUAUAUUCAACAAGAUAAUGCGAAGCCACAUAUAGCACAUAAUGACAGAGAAAUUUUGGAGGAGGCUAUGAAAGAUGGAUUUUAUAUACAAUUAGUGCAACAACCUCCAAAUUCCCCUGACAUUAAUAAUCUAAGUCCACAAUGUUUAAGGUUUGUAUUCAUCACUUUACAAGCUUGUAUGAUAGAGGUCAUGAAAAGACAAGGGGGAUUUGACUAUCACAUUCCUCACAUGAACAAAACAAAGGAAGCAAGGGAAGAGACUUUACCAGAUUACCUAUGGGGGAUUGAUCAAGGGACUAUGCAAGUCAAUGGCAAUGUUGACAUUGGAAUGUAG